AUGGCAGCCCUUGAUUCUGUCCUUGGUCCUGUGGUAGUGGUUGUCCAAUAUGCACUUGCGUUGGCACUCAUUCAACACAGCAGCAAGAAUCCCAGCAAGAACAGGAACGGCUCAAGACUUUUGUUCUCUCUCAGAAUCUGUUUCAGCUCUCUCUUUAUGAUGAGAUUAGGGUUACAGAAUGUGUUUGACAAGAGUAGGACAAAUUAUAGAGUGAUACGGUAUCACCACGUCAGCUGGUGA
This is a messenger RNA of Prunus armeniaca (apricot), 240 nucleotides long. Lineage: Eukaryota; Viridiplantae; Streptophyta; Magnoliopsida; Rosales; Rosaceae. The record is from the annotation of a GenBank genome assembly.